GCCGCACAGUGCUAAGCCAGACAUGGGCACUUCCAUUGUUAUGAAUGGUGCCAGACGGACCUUGUCCAUCAUCACUUGGCGUCAGAGUCGCCCAGACUCUGUUGCCUAGAUCUUCCAGAGUUCAUCAACCGAUGUUUUCUGUCAUCUGCAGACAUUCUGAGGAGUGCUUUCAGGAGAAUAAACAUGUAUAAAUAACCUCAAAGACAGUCCCGUCAGCCAUAUUCUUUCCAUAUUUGAGACAGCAAGCUGCUUUACUUAAUAUUAGGAAGCACAUCUCGCAAUCUCGAAGCCUCCCAACCACGCUCGAUAAGAUGCAGCUCACUCGCUUCCUCGCCGCCUGGCUCCUCCCAGCAUUGGCCAUGGCCCAGACAACUACUUUCCAGACGUCAACCAUCACUUCCACGGCCACGGCCACAGCCCCCGCCACUCCGUCUCCCACCAUGCCCGGUCUAGCUCCCGACUGUGAUGGCUUCCACAAGCUCGUAGACGGCGAGAACUGCUUUGGGAUUGCCUCUAAGUACGGCAUUACCAUGGACCAGCUUUAUACCUGGAACACGAUUGUGAAUGCUGCAUGCUCCAACCUUUGGGCCGGUUACUACAUGUGCGUACAUGUUCCAGGUGCCGAGGCGCCGACUAAGCCGGAACCUCAGAUGCCUGGCGUCGUCGAGAACUGCCAGGAGUUCUACCAGGUCAAGGCCGGAGACAGUUGCUGGUCCAUAUACACCGAAGCCGGCAUCACCUAUGAGCAGCUCCGUUCGUGGAACAAGGGGAUCGAUGCGGCCUGUGGAAACUUGUGGCCCGACUUUUACGUUUGUAUCGGUGUGUAAGGGCGAGGCUUGAAACCUGUCAAUGCUACACCUGGGAUGGGCCUUGUUAAGACUUUUGGAUUCUCGUCGUUCUUUUGUUUUCGUUUAAUGCUUCCUCGGACUUGCUCUCUGAUCACUCCAUGAUGCUUGACAUCUCAUUCGGAGAGAGGCUAUUUAUAUUUUAUUUCCUUUUUUUACCUACCCCCCAUCCCUAAACUAGCUUAACUAACAACAACACAAUUUAAUAUCAAUGUCAUCAUUGGCCAAUACUAACGGGUACGUUAAGGGCUGUAUGGAGCACGCUUCAACCAAGCUAGGAAGCCCAUAUCUUAUGCAGGUAUGGGGAUCAUCAUGCACCUGCUUGAAUUGGAGUCGCAACUGUAUUUGUACCACAUGUUAUAUUCAGAAGUUUAUUCAAAUUUGAUCGGUG
This is a messenger RNA of Pyricularia grisea, 1236 nucleotides long. RefSeq lists its product as uncharacterized. The record is from RefSeq and is a predicted model, not a curated record. Bases 312 to 827 code for a protein of 171 amino acids. The transcript is spliced from 2 exons. NCBI's taxonomy places the organism in Eukaryota, Fungi, Ascomycota, Sordariomycetes, Magnaporthales, Pyriculariaceae.